Protopolystoma xenopodis is the source of this 666-nucleotide messenger RNA. The record is from the annotation of a GenBank genome assembly. NCBI's taxonomy places the organism in Eukaryota, Metazoa, Platyhelminthes, Monogenea, Polystomatidea, Polystomatidae.
AUGAAUCUAUGGCUCUUUACUAGUGGUUUUGUAAAUAAUGGAGGCCUCCGUGGCGUUGCAACUGUGGAUCCUUGUAAACGCAUGAUAGCCUUCCAUAAGAAUAUAAAUCUUGAUGAUUUUCGAAUCCUAGUUUACAAGGAGUUUAAUAUUCAUCCAUGCUUGAUCGCCUGUAUAAAGAAUUCACAGGGUAUCAUUGUCCCUUUUUCAUCUAAGUCUAUUACGGAUACUACCGAGGAUGCCCCAUAUACACUGGAGGGUCUAGUUCAAUACCUAGCUAAUUUGGACUUGCGUUUUUCUAAAGCUGAACGUGAAAUAUGUGCAUUGGAACUUCGAGGUUUUUCUACUUUUUCAGUUAUUUCAGGUCUUUCUGCUCCUAGUGAGGAUUAUGGGCACGAGUGUAGUGCGGCUGAUAUGGGGUUUUCUUCUUCAAAUCAAGAAAUUCAUGAAGGACUUAUUAAUCAAACUUCUAUUCGUUCGCGAAAAAUAAUGCUAAAAGACGAGCCUCUUUGGUGCAAUCAGGAUACUGACAUUGAUCCCCCUGAUCAGGCCCAUACAGAUGCUCAGUUUGGCCAGUUGUUGUACGAGCUCGAGGAAAUGCAGCAGCGUCUCGAUCGGAUGAUUGAGGCUAACUGGACUGGCAUUCUGAACCACUCUCCUCUCUGGUAG